GGGCCGGGGCGGGGACCGGCCAUGUCGGAGGUGACCCGGAGUCUGCUGCAGCGCUGGGGCGCCAGUCUUAGGAGAGGCGCCGACUUCGACUCCUGGGGCCAGCUGGUGGAGGCGAUAGACGAGUAUCAGAUAUUAGCACGACACCUACAGAAGGAGGCCCAAGCUCAACACAAUAAUUCUGAAUUCACAGAAGAGCAAAAGAAAACCAUAGGCAAAAUUGCAGCUUGUUUAGAAUUGUGAAGGGUAGCACUACAGUCCACACAGUCCCAAGAAGAAUUUAAACUGGAGGAUCUGAAGAGGCUAGAACCAGUCCUGAAGAAUAUUCUUACAUAUAAUAAAGAAUUCCCAUUUGAUGUUCAGCCUAUCCCAUUAAGACGAAUUUUAGCACCUGGUGAAGAAGAGAAUUUGGAGUUUGAAGAAGAUGAAGAAGGUGGUGCAGCAGGACCUCCUGAUUCUUUCUCUGCUCGAGUUCCUGGUGGGCAUCCUUAUAUGGCAUAUGCACUGCUUUAUCCAGCAGGAUGUUUGGAACCUGUGUUGGUAUUUGCUAGUGGAAA
Messenger RNA from Psammomys obesus (fat sand rat), 554 nucleotides. It is a transcript of the gene Aida, whose product is annotated as axin interactor, dorsalization associated. The record is from RefSeq and is a predicted model, not a curated record. Gene Ontology annotation, molecular function: phosphatidylinositol binding. Gene Ontology annotation, cellular component: membrane. Gene Ontology annotation, biological process: determination of ventral identity. Lineage: Eukaryota; Metazoa; Chordata; Mammalia; Rodentia; Muridae.